Molecule: messenger RNA, 605 nt
Organism: Epinephelus fuscoguttatus (brown-marbled grouper)
Lineage: Eukaryota; Metazoa; Chordata; Actinopteri; Perciformes; Serranidae
Product: cystatin-A-like
Exons: 3
Coding region: 102-407 (101 amino acids)
Cellular component (GO): cytosol
Molecular function (GO): cysteine-type endopeptidase inhibitor activity
Source: RefSeq, a predicted model, not a curated record
ACACAGUAUAAAUAUAUGUGAUAACCAGCUGAAAAUAAACACUUGAGACACGUAGAAGCAGACAGUCGACUCCUCUGUUAACAUCAACAGACCUUGUGACAAUGGCUACGGAUAUGGGAGGAUGGAGUGAGACAAAGGACGCCACUGAGGAAACCCAGACGAUUUGUGAUCAGGUGAAGGACCAAGUGGAGAAAAAGACAGGCGAGAACUAUGUGGUAUUCACAGCAAUUAAAUACAGGAAUCAGAUUGUGGCUGGAGAGAACUUCCUCAUCAAGGUUGAUGUUGGAGAGGACUACAAUCAUCUGAGCAUCUAUCGCAAACUUCCACGUAAAGUAGAAGAGGUUGUGCUGCGUGGUGUCGAGCAGCACAGAACCAAAGACGACCCCCUCGAACCUUUCACCAACUGAUCACACAGCCUGUUAAAUCAACAGUUAAACACUACAGGCUGCAGUCUCAUGUUAAAGUGCUCUGCUUCUUUAUUCUGAAAUGAUUUGGCGCUGAUUUUAAAUGUAUUAACACACUGAGAUAAAGAUAUUUGGUGUUGGGAAACAGCAGGUAAAUGCACUGCCCUCUACAAAAAUAAUAAAGAUUAAAUCAUUAAAAUA